AUGAAACAAAUUAUUAAAUAUUAUUUAAUAAUAAAUAAAUAUAUGAUUAUGAAUGAUAUUCUACCUGAUGCAUUAAAAAUAAAUUCAAUGCAAAGAAUAAAACGUUUACCACAACGAACAAAUAACAAUAUAACACAUCAUAACCAUUAUCAUUUAAUUCUUGUCUCUAUUCAAUCUCUUAUAUUUGUACCUGAACCUUAUUUUAAUCAAUCUGGUUAUGAACGUACACGUCAUACAGCAACUGGUACUGAUCAAUCACUUGAAUAUUAUGAUUAUAUUCGACAACCAUCAGUUCGAUGA
Messenger RNA from Rotaria sordida, 300 nucleotides. NCBI's taxonomy places the organism in Eukaryota, Metazoa, Rotifera, Eurotatoria, Philodinida, Philodinidae. The record is from the annotation of a GenBank genome assembly.